Coprinopsis cinerea okayama7#130 is the source of this 2343-nucleotide messenger RNA. RefSeq names its product alpha amylase. The record is from RefSeq and is a predicted model, not a curated record. Lineage: Eukaryota; Fungi; Basidiomycota; Agaricomycetes; Agaricales; Psathyrellaceae. The transcript has 7 exons. The coding region runs from base 1 to 2343 and encodes 780 amino acids. Gene Ontology annotation, molecular function: protein binding; cation binding; alpha-amylase activity. Gene Ontology annotation, biological process: carbohydrate metabolic process.
AUGAAGUUGCCACAGCUGUGGACAGUGUCUCUGUCCCUCUUCGGGCUGUUCCUUGCCCUCACCUACGCCUCUCCCGCCCCUCAGCAUGUCAAGCGGGCACCUCAGGUCUCCUUGAUCAACCACUCGUACAGCAACGCCGUACUCUCUGGAACGAUCAAUGUCCAAAACAUCGCCUAUUCGAAAGUGGUAGAGGUCGUCUGGGCCGUCGGCGACAGCUGGAGCGACUCCCAAAUCAUCCCGGCCACCUACACUUCAUCUGGAUCCAACAACUUCGAAACCUGGGCUUUUUCCGGCAGGGCAUCUGGCGCUACUCAGUUCUACAUCCGUUACACCGUCUCUGGCCAAACUUACUACGACCCCGGCAACUACCAGAACCACCAAGUCAACCGACCCCCGUCAAACUCUCAACCUCCAGUUGUCACUAGUUCGACCGCCGUGGUGCCGCCGCCGACUUCCACGACCGCUCCUGCUCCCCCACCUACUGGCACUGUCGCACCAGGCAAUCUUCCUCCCAUAAUUCCUGCCAACAUCCCUUAUGAAGCCCCCGCCACUCCCCCUACUGGAUGCAACAACUUCAACGGCCUUGAUAACUGCCAGGGCAACAGCCAUGAGAUGGCUGCUUCAUCCGAGCGUCGUCGAUGGCAAACCCCUCCUCGCGGUGACCCAGCACACGAGGAGUCCUUCCAGGAUUACAGUCACCUCGUUGGUUACGCCGACAUCCAGUACAACUCCGCCCGCAACGCCGCUGUUGUCACCGUCAACGCUGCACACAAAGAGGGUGCCACCUUGACCUACAGCUUCAACGGUGCCGAGCAGUCUUCGCCCAUCUUCCAGGUCACCAACAGCCUCCAGACUGCUUUGGCCAUCACCGUCACUAGCUCCGAUGGUAAGAAGUUGGUCCUCGAGCCGAUCAACUUCUUUUGGCAGCACCAAUCGCUGUCCGCCGCUCAGAGCAGCUUCAACAACGGCCAGAAGGGAGGUAUCGUCGAGUUGUUCGGAUGGCCCUGGAAUGACAUUGCCAAGGAGUGCGAGUUCCUGGGCAAGGCUGGAUACAUGGGUGUCAAGGUCUGGGCUCCUAAUGAGCACGUCUGGGGUUCUCACUACUAUGAGCCCGAUGGCCAAUUCCGUCCCUGGUAUUUCGUUUACCAACCUGUCUCAUACCGCCUGCAGAGCCGCAUGGGUACUCGUGAAGAGCUUCGCAACAUGAUUAACUCCUGCCGUCGUGCUGGUGUUCGAGUCUACGCCGACGCUGUCAUCAACCACAUGUCCGGCCAAGGAACUGAUAUCCAGAACCACCGCGUCGGCAACUGCGAACUGUACAGCGGACACAACGCGACGGAAAACUCUCCCUAUUACACCUCUGGCAACACCUUCCUCAUCAACCCCUUCACCGGCACUCGUCCCACCCUCGAGUUCCCCGCUGUCCCCUACGGUCCCACCGACUUCCACUGCGAGCGCUCCCUCAACAGCUGGACUGAUGGCAUCGUUGUCACCAAGGGCUGGCUCGUCGGCCUCACCGACCUCAAUACCUCCAAGCCCUACGUCCAGGACCGAAUCGCCACCUACCUCACCGACCUCCUCUCCAUCGGCUUCUCUGGCUUCCGUGUCGAUGCUGCUAAGCAUAUUGGCCCUCAAGACAUGGCUCAGAUUCUCGCCAGGCUCAAGAACAAGAUGGGCGGUUCGCUCCCUGAUGAUUUCAUCACCUGGAUGGAAGUCAUCAUCGGUGGUGAAGCUGCGCUCAUGGCUUGCAGCGGAGGUGAAUGGAGCUGGUACACCAACUUUGACAACAAGAUGAGGGCCGCUGGUCUCAGCAACGAAGACAUCCAGAAGGUUAAGAUCUGGAGUUCAGACUAUCCCAAGGAGAUGCCCAUCUGCGGUCAUUGGAUCCUUCCUCCUUCCCGAUUUGCCAUCCAGAACGACGACCACGACCAGCAGAACGACGGUUCCUCCUCUCGUGACAUGGCCGACAAGGGCUCUGUCCUCAUCAAGGAGAAGAACGUCGCCGCUCACCGCAACUUCGAGGUCAACCUCUUCGCCCGCCGUGACAACGACUGGCACAUCAAACUCAUCCUCUCCUCCUACAUGUUCAUGCCCAACGGCGGCUCUGGCUUCCCCGACGGCUUGAGUGACUGCUCUCUCCACUACACCGGUAACCAGAACAUCAACGGAUGCAAGGGUGUGCCCAAGGACACUGCCUACGUUGCCAAUGCCUGUGGAUACACGAUGCAGCCCGGUAAAUAUACCAGACCUCACCGUGAUAUCAGCAUCAUCAACGCGAUGAGAGGCUGGGUUGGUCUUGGUCCUACCAAUGCUAAUGCUUUGGGUAUCCCCGGGUGCCAGUGA